Molecule: messenger RNA, 955 nt
Organism: Lactuca virosa
Lineage: Eukaryota; Viridiplantae; Streptophyta; Magnoliopsida; Asterales; Asteraceae
Source: the annotation of a GenBank genome assembly
AUGAGUUUGCUCACCCCUAGCUGCAAUGACACUGUUGUUGAGGACCUCGACUUAGGCCAGGAAAUCAGAAUAGCUUCCGAAAGAAAUAACAAUAAUACCCUUCUCCAUCUCUACGCCUCUCACUGCUUCAUCCAUUCCAGUUCCACCCUCUCUCUUUCGUCUCGUCUUCGUCGCUGCCAUCGAUCCAGGCAAUCGUCAAUCGUCUGGUUCUUCCAUUUGCUUACAAAACAUUUACGGUCCCAAGCUCAAUACAAAGUUUACAGAUUAGCACUUGCUAUUAUGGAUCUUGAUGACAUAUUUGGUCCUUCACUAAAUUUAGAAGACACCCACUUAAACGAAGGCUAUCAAGAAGGCUACAACACUGGUUUUGCUUCAGGAAAAGACGAUGGACAUGAAGUUGGAAUAAAAACCGGGUUCAUAACUGGUGAAGAAUUAGGGUUUUAUAGAGGUUGCAUUGAUGUUUGGACCUCUGUGAUUCAAAUUCAACCCACAUGUUUCUCGACCCGUGUUCAAAAAAAGAUUAAAGAAAUGGAUGAAUUGGUGUCAAAAUAUCCGAUUUUGGACCCUGAAAAUGAGAACGUAACGGAUAUUAUGGGAUUGUUAAGGUUGAAAUUUCGGGCUGUUUGUGCAACUUUAAAUGUGAAAUUGGAGUAUAAAGGGUACCCGAAGGCAUCGGAACCAAAUGAGAUUCAGUUUUGAGGAAUGUAAAGUGAUAAUUACAUGGCGUUUGGUUUGCAGAAUGUUUGUAGAAUGAAUGAACUCUAUUAAAGGAAUUUCUAUAUGAAGAAAUUGUAAUCUGUUACGUGUUUUGGUUGGUAGGAGUAGGAAACGAAAUGAAAUUUAAUGGUAAAACAUGUGUAAUUUUUAAUUUUUUUACUUGAUUUUUUUUUGUGUAUAUAUACAAAUGGAGGGUACUUUUGUCUUUUAAUGAUAAAAUAUGAAAUUUAGUUAUAAA